AUGGAGAGUGUCUACACUGAUAAGGGGAUCCCACCCAUUGGGCCAUAUUCUCAAGCCAUAAAAGCAAAUGGCUUCGUCUUUGUUUCGGGUCAGAUGCCUGCAACAUUUGAGGAUGGCAAGAUCAAAGUCGUAGAAGGCAGUGUUACUGACAAGACCCACGCACUGUGUCGCAACGCCGGCAUCGUCCUCGAAGCGGCUGGGUCGAGCCUAGACAAGGUCGUCAAGGCCACUGUAUUCUUUGCGAACCUGGAUGAUUUCGCAGAGAUGAACAAGGUCUACGAAGAAUACUUUCCCCAGAAGCCAGCGAGAAGCGCCAUCGAGGCAAAGCGGCUGCCGGCGGGGGUUUCAAUGGAGAUGGAAUUGAUAGCAUUGCAAUAG
Messenger RNA from Exophiala spinifera, 378 nucleotides. RefSeq lists its product as uncharacterized. The record is from RefSeq and is a predicted model, not a curated record. The transcript is spliced from 4 exons. Bases 1 to 378 code for a protein of 125 amino acids. Gene Ontology annotation, molecular function: deaminase activity. NCBI's taxonomy places the organism in Eukaryota, Fungi, Ascomycota, Eurotiomycetes, Chaetothyriales, Herpotrichiellaceae. Gene Ontology annotation, cellular component: cytosol; mitochondrion.